Trachemys scripta elegans is the source of this 3884-nucleotide messenger RNA. It is a transcript of the gene CACNA2D2, whose product is annotated as calcium voltage-gated channel auxiliary subunit alpha2delta 2. Gene Ontology annotation, cellular component: voltage-gated calcium channel complex. The record is from RefSeq and is a predicted model, not a curated record. Lineage: Eukaryota; Metazoa; Chordata; Testudines; Emydidae. Gene Ontology annotation, molecular function: voltage-gated calcium channel activity.
GGAGGAGGCUGGGCGCCUCGGCAGCCUAUUUGAGGGAAAGGCUCCGUUUUGCUGGGCUCAGUGCUGCCGGCUGCCCCGCUGAGAACGGCCCGGCUCAGCACACCGGCGGCGGCGGCGGAGGAGGAGGAGGCGCUCGGCCGCCCCGGGAGGAGGAGGAAGAGGAGGGGGGGGCAGAGGUUGCUCGCCGCCGCUCGCCCUUCCCGCUGCAUCUUUCAUGGCAACAUGGCGAUGCCGGCGCAGCCCCGCCGCGCGGCUCCCCUCGGCCCGCUCCUGCUGCUCCUGCUGCUGGCCGCCCCCGCCGUCCACGGCUACAGCUUUCCGCAGCACUACACGAUGCAGUACUGGACCAGAAGGCUGGAGCAGGAGAUUGAUGGAGUGAUGAGGCUAUUCGGUGGUGUCCAGCAGCUCAGAGGGAUCUACAAUGACAACAGGAACCUGUUCGAGGUCAAGGAGAACGUCCCCAAGAAAUUAGUGGAGAAAGUGUCGGGAGAUAUUGAGAGCCUGUUGGCCAAGAAAGUCCAGGCUUUAAAGAGACUCGCUGGUGCGGCUGAGAAGUUCCAAAAAGCCCACCGCUGGCAGGACAACAUCAGGGAGGAGGAUAUUGAAUACUACGACUCCAAGGCAGACACGGAAUAUGACGAUCCAGAGGGAGAAGAGAUUGAAAGGGAGAAGUCCAACUCCUUGAAGCUGGAGUUUACUGAAGAUGUGAACUUCAAAACCAAGGUUAACUAUUCGUAUGCAGCCGUUCAGAUCCCUACGGACAUCUACAAAGGCUCCACCGUGAUCCUCAAUGAGCUGAACUGGACUGAAGCCCUGGAGGACGUGUUUAUCGAGAACCGGAAGGAAGACCCGUCUCUGCUGUGGCAGGUCUUCGGCAGCGCUACUGGCGUGACCCGCUAUUACCCAGCCACCCCCUGGAGAGCGCCCAAUAAGAUCGACCUGUACGACGUCCGCAGGAGGCCUUGGUAUAUCCAAGGGGCCUCUUCUCCAAAGGACAUGGUGAUCAUCGUGGAUGUGAGCGGCAGCGUCAGUGGCCUCACCCUGAAGCUGAUGAAGACGUCAGUCUGCGAGAUGCUGGACACCCUUUCGGAUGACGACUACGUCAAUGUGGCUUCAUUUAAUGAGAAGGCAAAACCUGUGUCCUGCUUCAAGCACCUGGUCCAGGCCAACAUCCGCAACAAGAAAGUUUUCAAGGAAGACGUGCAGGAGAUGGUGGCCAAGGGGACGACUGACUACAAAGCCGGCUUUGAGUACGCCUUUGACCAGCUGCAAAACUCCAACAUCACGCGAGCCAACUGCAAUAAGAUGAUCAUGAUGUUCACGGAUGGCGGGGAAGACCGGGUCCAGGAUGUGUUUGAGAAGUACAACUGGCCCAAUAAAACGGUGCGAGUGUUCACCUUCUCGGUGGGACAGCACAACUACGACGUGACCCCCCUGCAGUGGAUGGCUUGUGCUAACAAAGGUUACUACUUCGAAAUUCCCUCCAUUGGGGCCAUCCGAAUCAACACACAGGAGUACCUGGACGUGCUGGGGAGACCCAUGGUCCUGGCAGGGAACAAAGCAAAACAGGUUCAAUGGACAAAUGUCUAUCAGGAUGCUCUGGGCCUGGGCUUGAUGGUGACUGGCACCCUGCCAGUGUUUAACCUCACGGAGGAUGGCAGCAGCAACAGGAAGAACCAGCUCAUCCUGGGCGUGAUGGGAAUCGAUGUGGCUCUCAAUGACAUCAAGAAGCUGACGCCGCGCUACAACCUAGGGGCUAAUGGCUACAUCUUCGCCAUCGAUCUCAAUGGAUACGUCCUGCUGCAUCCAAACCUGCAACCCCAGAUCAUCAAUUUCCGAGAGCCCGUGACCCUGGACUUUCUGGAUGCUGAGCUGGAGGAUGAGAACAAGGAGGAGAUCCGGAAAAGUAUGAUCGAUGGCAGCGAAGGGCAGAGAGUCAUCAAGACCCUGAUCAAAUCCCUGGAUGAGCGAUACAUCGAUGAAGUCAUCAGGACCUACACCUGGGCCCCUAUCAAAAGCACCAAUUACAGCCUGGGGCUAGCCUUGCCACCUUAUAGCACGUACUACAUCCGGGCAAACCUCAGCGACCAGAUUCUCCAAGUGAAGUUGCGACCCCGCCACGAGCUGCGAGAUGGACUGUGAGGCCAACAACAAGGAUCUCAUUUGCGUUCUCAUUGAUGACGGAGGCUUUCUGGUGCUCUCCAACCAGGAAGAUCAUUGGUACCAGGUGGGGAAGUUUUUCAGCGAGGUGGAUGCUAAUUUGAUGUCUGCCCUCUACAACAACUCCUUCUUCGCGCGGAAGGAGUCCUACAACUUCCAGUCGGUGUGCACUCCGGAAGCUCAGAGCAACACAGGAGCUGCCCCCAGAGGGGUGUUUGUGCCCACCAUGGCAGAUUUCCUGAACCUGGCUUGGUGGACAUCAGCCGCCGCAUGGUCUUUGUUCCAGCAGCUCUUGUACGGCCUCACCUACAGCAGCUGGUUUCAAACAGAGGAUGUCACAGCCGACAGCAUGGAGUCCAGAGAGACCAGCUGCAUCAUGAAGCAGACGCAGUACUACUUCAGCACUGUCAACGCCACCUAUAACUCUAUAAUUGACUGUGGAAACUGCUCCAGACUGUUCCACGCACAGAGGCUCGCCAACACCAACCUGCUGUUCGUUGUAGCGGAUAAGCCGAUGUGCAGCCAGUGUGAGUCCACCAAGCUCCCUCAGGCGGAGAUACGAGCUCCGCCGAGAGAUCCAAAUCAGUGUGAGCUGGUAGACAAGCCCCGGUACCGGAAAGGUCCCCACAUCUGCUUUGACUACGAUGCAGCGGAAGAUACCUCAGACUGUGGCAGAGGGGCCUCCUUCAAACCCUCCCUCAGCGUCUUGUUAGCCCUGCAGCUGCUGCUCCUCUACUUGACUGCCACCCGCCAGCCUCUGUCCUCGGCAUCUUGCCUUUAAAACAUCCAUCUGGUCCAACCCAUCCAUAUUUCUUUUGUUUAAAACUCCAUGUCCAUCCUCUCCAGGCGUGCUGGAAAAGGGCAACUUCUUCUCGUCCCAUCCGCUCUGGUUACACCUUGGCUGUGGCUCAUGAGGACCUCCUCUCGCUCCACUGAGGAGCCUGGAAUUUCUUUUUCUUUUUCCUUUUGCUUUGUUUCCCAUCCUCUCCAACCUGGCCUUGCCUUUCUAGUGUCUCUGUGCAGCAGGUUGGCAAGAACUGAGCUUGAGCAAGACUUGGGGAAUCACAACCCAUUUGAGGCUUCUGUUCUUCAGACAGCGAGCGUCCUUGAGCUCUUGACUCCUUGACCCCGUCCUCUCCCUUCCAUUGAGCUGUUGGCCAAAUACGAAGAACAGUGACCUGUUUUUUUCGUUCGGUUUUCUUUUUUUUUCUCUUUUCCCUGUGGAAAAUGGGAGAUUUUGUAGUUUCCAUUGAGAGAUGUCUUACCAUUUUGCUGUCUUAAAGUAUUUAACCAACACCGAUGCCGGAUUACUCUUCUGUUUGAGAUAAUCCGCCCUCCCGCCCUGCCCAUCCAGACAAAAACGCAAAACAAAAUAGAAGAGAAAAAAAAUGGUGUUUUCUUGCCAAAUCGAGACGAGUCUUGUUAACUUCUCAGCCAAUCACCGUGGCUUCUUGAACUCAAAAAACAACCAAUGUUAUAGUUUUAUAAUGUCCUCAUUUGCUUAUCCAUGCUGCCCAAUCCCUAGGUGCUUUCCAAUGCCAUCCCGUCCAAGUCUCACCUUAUUUACAUCCAUUUUAUUCCAAUCUUCAAUUAUUUAUUUUGUAGCCUGAGGAUUUUAAACCAUAUCUUUCUACAUCUACUUGCCAACGUUUUAGCCUGAAGAAGUACAAAUAUUUAUUGUCAGCAACAAGGACACACACACAAAAAAAGAAACUUGAAUUGAA